This is a messenger RNA of Orycteropus afer afer, 1801 nucleotides long. RefSeq names its product gamma-aminobutyric acid type B receptor subunit 2-like. Gene Ontology annotation, molecular function: G protein-coupled GABA receptor activity. Gene Ontology annotation, biological process: gamma-aminobutyric acid signaling pathway; G protein-coupled receptor signaling pathway. Gene Ontology annotation, cellular component: G protein-coupled receptor heterodimeric complex; membrane. NCBI's taxonomy places the organism in Eukaryota, Metazoa, Chordata, Mammalia, Tubulidentata, Orycteropodidae. The record is from RefSeq and is a predicted model, not a curated record.
GGUCAAGUUGUGUUCCGGAAUGGUGAGAGAAUGGGGACCAUUAAAUUUACUCAGUUUCAAGGAUCCGAGCCACCCAAAGACAAGACCAUCAUCCUGGAGCAGCUGCGCAAGAUCUCGCUGCCGCUCUACAGCAUCCUCUCUGCCCUCACCAUCCUGGGCAUGAUCAUGGCCAGUGCGUUCCUCUUCUUCAACAUCAAGAAUCGGAAUCAGAAGUUGAUCAAGAUGUCUAGUCCAUAUAUGAACAACCUCAUCAUCCUUGGCGGGAUGCUCUCGUACGCAUCCAUAUUUCUCUUUGGCCUGGAUGGAUCCUUUGUCUCUGAAAAGACCUUUGAGACACUUUGCACUGUCAGAACCUGGAUCCUCACUGUGGGCUACACUACUGCCUUUGGGGCGAUGUUUGCAAAGACAUGGAGGGUCCACGCCAUCUUCAAAAAUGUGAAGAUGAAGAAGAAGAUCAUCAAGGACCAGAAGCUCCUCGUGAUCGUGGGGGGCAUGCUGCUGAUUGACCUGUGCAUCCUGAUCUGCUGGCAGGCUGUGGACCCCCUGAGGAGGACGGUCGAGAGGUACAGCAUGGAGCCGGACCCCGCAGGCCGAGACAUCUCCAUUCGCCCUCUCCUGGAGCACUGUGAGAACACCCACAUGACCAUCUGGCUGGGCAUCGUCUAUGCCUACAAGGGCCUUCUCAUGUUGUUCGGUUGUUUCUUAGCUUGGGAGACCCGCAACGUCAGCAUCCCUGCACUCAAUGACAGCAAGUAUAUCGGGAUGAGCGUCUACAACGUGGGCAUCAUGUGCAUCAUCGGGGCCGCCGUCUCCUUCCUGACCCGGGACCAGCCCAACGUGCAGUUCUGCAUCGUGGCCCUGGUCAUCAUCUUCUGCAGCACCAUCACCCUCUGCCUGGUGUUUGUGCCCAAGCUCAUCACUCUGAGGACAAACCCAGACGCAGCCACUCAGAACAGACGAUUCCAGUUCACUCAGAAUCAGAAGAAAGAAGAUUCUAAAACCUCCACCUCGGUCACCAGUGUGAACCAAGCAAGCACGUCCCGCCUAGAGGGCCUGCAGUCGGAAAACCAUCGGCUGCGGAUGAAGAUCACAGAGCUUGAUAAAGACUUGGAAGACGUCACUAUGCAGCUGCAGGACACACCGGAGAAGACCACAUACAUCAAACAGAACCACUACCAAGAGCUCAAUGACAUCCUCAACCUGGGGAACUUCACUGAGAGCACAGGGCAGUUAGAAUCCCUCCAAAUCCUGAAGCUCAAGAAGUCUGCAUCUUUCUUGCUUGGUGAUGUCUCCCGGGUGAUUGCCAGGGCCCUGGCUGGCACGUGUAAGCCCUCACUAUAUACCCGCAAGGUGGCUGAACGCAUCCAGCGCCGACUGUCCCUCCAGCUCCCUAUCCUCCACCACGCCUACCUCCCGUCCAUUGGAGGCGUGGACGCCAGCUGCGUCAGCCCUUGUGUCAGCCCCACCGCCAGCCCCCGCCACAGACAUGUGCCACCCUCCUUCCGAGUUAUGGUCUCGGGCCUGUAAAGGCAGGGGGCCUGGGGCCGGGGCCUCCCCCAUGACAGAACCACCCCGAGCGGAGGCGUCCGCUGCAGGAACCCUGGCGGCUCUGGCUGCAGAGAGCUGGGCACAUGGCUGGCCUCGCGGGACUGCUCAGAGGGCGCUCAGGUGGACAGCAGGGGGUGGGACUUGGCACCUGACCUCAAGCCUUAUUUGUGAAGUUUUUGUUCUUUCACAAAGAGGAACGGAAGUGACCUCUUCCUUAACUUCUGCACGCAAGGAGGAGCGGGCCCAUUUGAAA